This is a messenger RNA of Aspergillus nidulans FGSC A4, 1755 nucleotides long. RefSeq names its product protein dbaA. The transcript is spliced from 5 exons. The record is from RefSeq and is a predicted model, not a curated record. Lineage: Eukaryota; Fungi; Ascomycota; Eurotiomycetes; Eurotiales; Aspergillaceae. Bases 1 to 1755 code for a protein of 584 amino acids.
AUGUCUCAACAUGUCAAAAGCCCAGAGCCCACCGAAUCCCCAAAACCCCGUCAGAAACCCGGCGCUGCAUGUGAAGAGUGCAGACGCCGAAAGCUGCGGUGUGAUCGCCGUCAACCGCAAUGCAGACUGUGCGAGGCAUCCGGUGUAGAAUGCCAGGUCAUCACGGCAAGACCCUCGCGCGGCCCGAAGCCUGCCCUCGAAGGAGCUUUGCUGCAACAGAGUACUACCAAUUUCAGUGGACCCACCGAUGAUCACCCGCUAGACACUCCCAUGCUGGAUGACCAGAUCGACCUGUCUGGAUGGCAAUUGCCGGUGAUGGAUGACGAGUCUUCGUUGAACGGCGUGUACGCUGCGUCCAAGGCUAACAGUUCGUCGGGGACAAUCAUGACCAAUGCCGGCUCUGGGGUGAACUCGAUCUCUCCCCCGCACCGAUCCUCAAGUAUUCCCGUUGAACUGACAAUGCCGGACGUUGGUUCACAUAUAAAGGGAAUGGAGAAUGUGGAGGACAUAUGUGAGCCUAAGAUCUCAGAUCUCAUCCAGGCAGACUUGGACCAAUUAUAUUUCGACCGGAUCCAUCAUUUUAUGCCCAUUCAGCAUCAGAGUUGCUACUUUUCCUGGCGCCGACAGCCAAUCAAAACUGAGGCUCAGUCGUGCUUACAAUAUGCGAUCUGGACACUUGGGGCUUCGGUAUCUGCGCUGCAUGAGAAUAUUGGACACUCGUUCUAUCAAUACGCGCGUCGCGGACUGGAGGCACUGGAUUCCAAGAACAUGAGUUUGGCUUCCACAGACCUGGAACAAGUCCAGGCAUGGCUCCUGCUAGCCAUCCAUGAGUUUAUGAGCGUCGACUUUCGCCGAGGGUGGAUCAGCGCCGGAAGAGCAUUCCGACUUAUUCAGCUCAACUGGUUGCACGGUACAGACGGCUGGGAUCUCACUCGAGCCCAGACGGACUGGAUUGAGACGGAGCAAAAGAGACGUACCUUCUGGAUGGCGUACUGCCUGGAUCGCUUCAUGAGUAUGCGGACAGGAUCGCCGCCAACUUUCAGCGAGAGGGUAGCCAUCCGUCUUCCUUGUCCUGAAGCCAACUUUCAAAAUGACCAGCCCAUUUUGAUGGGAUUUCUUUCCGACGCCCUCGCCGCUGACACUUCCAUCACAUCCACUUUCACAGAGUGCAUCGUCGUUGCAACGAUCAGCGGCCGGGCGCUGUCCCAUCGAAACCAGUGUCUAGCUGGGGAUUUAUAUUUCAGUGCCGUCGAUGAUUUUUGGAAUCGCCAUCAAUGGAUCAACGCCAUCCUAACACAACGCAUGGAGGCCUUCUCAGCGAAAUACCCCUUAGACAUGCAGCAGCAGACCGAUCCCAUGCUCCUCUUUAUUAGUCUCAUGUGGCGGACAAUCAUUCUACACCUUUACCAGACAAUGGCUUGUGUAAUCCCGUCACACGACGAGAAGAGGGAUCUUGUCACGGAAUAUAAGAAGCGAUCAUCCGCAGCCGCGCAGGAAAUUGUGGACUUGACAAACAAAUUAUCGCAUUUGAACUCGUUGAAGGUGCACCCUCUAACGCCCAUUCCUCUUUCGCUCUGUGUCGAGUUCUUGAUCCUGUAUCACAAGCCUGGAGACGUCUUUACGAAGCAACUUCAGGAUAUCACCGAGGCCAUGCGGAAUCUGAAGAGAUUCAGUAACCUGGGCCAGGAAGUCUUGCAGCUCUUCGAUGAUCAGCUCCUUACUACUAGUCCCUUUCAAUCUUCAACUGUUCAUUAG